Molecule: messenger RNA, 1134 nt
Organism: Morus notabilis
Lineage: Eukaryota; Viridiplantae; Streptophyta; Magnoliopsida; Rosales; Moraceae
Exons: 3
Coding region: 188-811 (207 amino acids)
Biological process (GO): cell redox homeostasis
Source: RefSeq, a predicted model, not a curated record
CGCACUUCAUCUCUCUCUCGAUUCUUUUCAACUCCCACUCUCUCUAAGCAUGAAAUAAAUACGAUUGGAGGCAGAGAGUAUACUUAGUGUCUUCUACGCAAGGUUUUCGUCAACAUGGAUUGGAGUCCCAGCUGUUUGUUUUUGGAGCUCCUUUAAUUUUAGGAACUUAAAAAUCUAGAAAAGAAAAAUGGGUUCAACCCCAAAACAACCUUUAUUUUGUUUCAAGUUACCAUGGGAUGCGAACCAAAAUAAAAGUCCUAGUGACUGCACUUUUGAGGCUCCUUGGCUGUUUAAAUCAAUGAAAAAUGUUGAAUCCGCGGCCGUUAGGUUCAUCGACUCGAUUUCAAAAUCCUCAAUCUCGUAUCCAUGGAUGAAUAACUUUAAGCCUGUUCAAUCUGAUCACCAGACCACCCAAAGCAAGAUUUUAAAGACAAAAAGAAUCUGGGCUCCUGAAGAGCAAGGAGAGGCGGAGCAUAGAGCAUUUGCCUCGGCAUUGGCAAGUGGUAAAGGGGCUACAGUGCUCGAGUUCUACUCACCCAAGUGCAGGCUGUGCAAUUCCUUGCUGAAUUUUGUGAUGGAGAUAGAGGGAAGGAAUUCGGACUGGCUUAACAUUGUUAUGGCAGAUGCAGAGAAUGAUAAGUGGCUGCCUGAGCUCCUCCAUUAUGACAUUAGAUAUGUACCUUGCUUUGUACUGCUCGACAGGAAUGGGAGGGCACUGGCAAAAACGGCUGUUCCGAGCAGUCGGCUACAUGUAAUAGCAGGUCUUUCUCAUCUCCUCAAAAUGAAACGUCCAGAGAAAAGUAAUAACUAGAUGCCAAUAUUGAAUCUUGUUGAGCAAAAAAUAAACUGCAAAUUCACGCUUAACAUGUUUUGAGAUCACCAUUCAUUAGAUUUGAUUGCAUUACUGGAUUGCGUUUUGUCAGGCAUGGGGCUAUCGUCUUGUUUCGGCCCUGUAUUUUUGUGUAUACAAUUCCUGGAGUACAAUUUUCAAUUUUGAUUACUGGAGUACGAAGAUGUUUAGGUAGAGCUCUUAUUUUACUUGCCGACACAAACUAGCUGGCAUUCAUCUAAAUGAUGCAAAUUUUAGAAGCCCUUGACACAUUAAUGGUAUUGGUAUACCUGUAAAUUUGGUAU